Acanthopagrus latus (yellowfin seabream) is the source of this 1965-nucleotide messenger RNA. RefSeq names its product galanin receptor 1a (gene galr1a). Gene Ontology annotation, cellular component: membrane. Bases 29 to 1102 code for a protein of 357 amino acids. Gene Ontology annotation, molecular function: galanin receptor activity. The transcript has 3 exons. NCBI's taxonomy places the organism in Eukaryota, Metazoa, Chordata, Actinopteri, Spariformes, Sparidae. Gene Ontology annotation, biological process: positive regulation of cytosolic calcium ion concentration; G protein-coupled receptor signaling pathway; negative regulation of adenylate cyclase activity. The record is from RefSeq and is a predicted model, not a curated record.
UGUAACUUUUCAUCAGAGGAGCACAAAGAUGGAGCUACAGGUGGAGAACCAGAGUCAGUCUGUCAACUCCAGCACUGCGAGGCUGCCCGCUCAGCACAUCCUGGGGAUGGGUGUGGAUAACUUUAUCUCUCUGCUGGUCUUCGGACUCAUUUUCAUCCUCGGGGUGAUCGGGAACACCUUGGUGAUCACGGUGCUGGCGCGCAGUAAACCGGGACAACCGAGGAGCACCACCAACAUCUUCAUCCUCAACCUGAGCGUGGCCGACCUGUCCUACCUGCUCUUCUGCGUCCCCUUCCAGUCCACCAUCUACAUGCUGCCCACAUGGGUGCUGGGAGCCUUCAUCUGCAAGUUCAUCCACUAUUUCUUCACCGUGUCCAUGCUGGUCAGCAUCUUCACUCUGUCGGCGAUGUCCGUGGACAGAUACGUGGCCAUCGUCCACGCCAGGAAGUCCUCCUCGAUCCGGGUGGGGAGGCAUGCCCUGCUCGGGGUGGUGCUGAUCUGGGUCCUGUCCCUGGUGAUGGCGGCUCCCGUGGCGCACUACCAGAGCAUCGUGGAGCGGGAGGACAACAACACCUUCUGCUGGGAGGUCUGGCCGGACCACCAGAGGAAAGUCUACGUGAUGUGCACCUUUGUUUUCGGAUACCUGCUGCCGCUCACCCUCAUAUCUGUCUGCUACGCCAAGGUUUUAAACCAUCUGCACAAAAAGCUGAAGAAUGUCUCCAAAAAAUCAGAGCUCUCCAAGAAGAAGACGGCGCAGACAGUCCUGGUGGUGGUGGUGGUCUUCUGUCUGUCCUGGUUGCCCCACCACAUCGUCCACCUGUGGGUGGAGUUCGGCUCUUUCCCCCUGAACCAGGCCUCCUUCGUCUUCAGGAUGGUGGCUCACUGCUUGGCCUACAGCAACUCCUCCGUCAACCCCGUCAUCUACGCGUUCCUGUCCGAGAACUUCAGGACUUCCUACAAGCAGGUGUUCUGGUGCCGGGUGCCCAGCAGGUGUCCCGUGAACGACACCAGAGACCUCCGCAGCCGAGUGGAGGCGGCGCCGUCCACCAACAUCAGCGUCACCUACAAAGCUCACGACUCUCAGAUCAGUAAGAUGCUUUGAUGUCGCCGCUGAUGGAUCGUCUGUGUUCUGCGUAGAGCCGGACUGAAACCGGAUCUCUGGGAUCGAUGCAUAAACUGAUAUCCGAGACUUGAAUAUAUCAGCAGAUAAAUGUUUUUUAACAUACUGUACAACUGUGCUGCUUCAUCGUAUCGCCGGUGCGGAGCUCUGUCACGCUCAGUAACAUUAACUUGUACUCAGUGUCAACAUUCUUUAGAUAUUUUAUCAACAUACAAAACACUCAGCAGAUAAUGAACAAGUUUUUAUGCUGUGGCCAGAGGCAUUACAUUUUUGGGUUUUUAGUCCGUCCGUGCCAUUCUUGUUAACAGGAUACUUUAACAUACAUAUCUGAGGAUGAACUGAUCAGAUUUUAGUGCAAAUUCAAGGUUCUUGUGACCUCGAAGGUUAUUGUGAUAUCUCUCAAAUCUGGUACGAAUGUCCGCUAUGACUCAAGGAAGAACUGAUUACAGUUCGGUGACCAAAGGUCAGAGGUCAAGGCUGCACAAAACACAUUUUGUAACUCUGGAAUUCAUACGAUACUUGCGAAAAAACUUGGCCUACAAAUGUCUAAUAAGAAAUAAUUAUGACAUCAUGACCUUUGAUAACCAAAAGGUUCGAGGUGGCAUCAUAAUAAGCUCUGGAACGGAAACUCGACUUGUGCACAGAGGCACAAAACCACAAUGUGCUACUUCUAGUUAUUUACAUUUUAAACCAACAUGAUUCCUUUUUAAAAUACCUGCACAUGUGGACUGUAUGGUGAAGGUGUGUUCUAGAGAGAGAGAUCCUGGUUAUGGAAAACAAACUGUGUCCUCAACUACUUGGUGUUGUUUAGGAAUAGACGAUUGUUACGUGUAAUAAAAAGUCUG